Molecule: messenger RNA, 672 nt
Organism: Morus notabilis
Lineage: Eukaryota; Viridiplantae; Streptophyta; Magnoliopsida; Rosales; Moraceae
Exons: 2
Coding region: 1-672 (223 amino acids)
Source: RefSeq, a predicted model, not a curated record
AUGAAGAAAAAUGGCGACGCCCCUACGAACAAGUCCCCUACCAAAAAGCAAGCACCGACAACCCAGCCCCGACGCGACGAGAGCGAAAAUAGUAAUGUUGCAGCAAUUGGCGGACCGUCAUUGAUCAUCAACAGGCAGUCUGCCCCUACGUCUUCUCCUUUUCUUCCUCUUUCUCUUAGGGCUCAAGGCGCGACUACUGGUGGCGGCGCUCCCGGCAUAGGGAGUGGCGUUAUUGCUUCAACCGCCGUCGCAGGUGGAGGGAUUCAAGUUGAGAGUACUUCUGAAGUACCACCUAGUGGUAGUCGGCCACUGAAGAGGAAGUCCGAGGUUUCCGCACCUGAAGGCGUUGUGCCUACUUGCAGUGUGUGUAGCAAGGUUUUCGCGUCCUGGAAGGCUCUCUUUGGCCACAUGCGAUCUCAUCCCGAACGCCAAUGGCGCGGAUGUUUUCCCCCUCCAGUUGCCCAACAACAACUCUCACGUGCAGGUGAUCAUCAAGCGGCUUUUGCUGAGUCCGGUGGUGGCAAUACACAACGAAGAGAAGAAUUGGAUAUUGACUUGAAUCGACCCCAAGAGGGAAAUUUUGGUGCUCCAACUGAUCAAACGAAGAACGAUGAUGGUGGUUUUGAUCUCAACAUGCCACCUAUGCCGGAUGAUGAUGAUGAUGCUUCUUAA